GUGUGUGAAGGACAGCGGACAGGAUGCGAGCGCGGCGGCCGGGGUGGCUCUGGGCAGCUCUGCUGGCGCUGGGGACACUGGCGGGCGUUGUCGUUGGAGAGUCCAACAUCUGUACCACCCGAGGCGUGAACUCCUGCCAGCAGUGUCUGGCUGUGAGCCCUGCGUGUGCCUGGUGUUCAGAUGAGGCUCUGCCCCAGGGCUCACCCCGCUGUAACCUGAAGGAGAACCUGCUGAAGGACGGCUGUGCUCCAGAGUCCAUUGAGUUCCCAGUCAGUGAGGCCCGGAUCCUGGAGGACAGACCACUCAGCGACAAGGGUUCUGGAGACAGCACCCAGAUCACUCAAGUCAGCCCCCAGAGGAUUGCCCUCCGACUGCGGCCAGAUGAUUCGAAGAUCUUUUCACUUCAAGUGCGACAGGUGGAGGAUUACCCUGUAGACAUCUACUACUUGAUGGACCUGUCCUUCUCCAUGAAAGAUGAUCUGUCAAGCAUCCAGACCUUGGGUACCAAGUUAGCCUCCCAGAUGCGCAAGCUUACUAGCAACCUUCGGAUUGGCUUUGGGGCCUUUGUGGACAAACCUGUAUCACCAUACAUGUUCAUCUCCCCACCAGAGGCCCUCAAAAACCCCUGUUACAGUAUGAAGACUGCAUGUUUGCCAAUGUUUGGCUACAAGCAUGUGUUGACGCUAACUGACCAGGUGACCCGCUUCAACGAGGAAGUGAAGAAACAGAGUGUGUCGCGUAACCGAGAUGCCCCAGAGGGCGGCUUUGAUGCCAUCAUGCAGGCUACAGUCUGUGAUGAACAAAUUGGCUGGAGGAAUGACGCGUCCCACUUGCUGGUGUUCACCACUGAUGCCAAGACCCACAUUGCACUGGAUGGAAGGCUGGCAGGCAUUGUCCUGCCCAACGAUGGGCAGUGUCACAUUGGCAGUGACAACCAUUACUCUGCCUCCACGACCAUGGAUUAUCCAUCUCUGGGGCUCAUGACUGAGAAGCUAUCCCAGAAAAACAUUAACCUGAUUUUCGCAGUCACUGAGAAUGUCGCCAACCUCUACCAGAAUUAUAGCGAGCUUAUCCCAGGGACCACAGUGGGAAUCCUGUCUGAUGACUCAAGCAAUGUCCUCCAGCUCAUUGUUGAUGCUUAUGGGAAAAUCCGCUCUAAAGUGGAACUGGAAGUGCGUGACCUCCCUGAAGAGUUGUCACUGUCCUUUAAUGCCACCUGCCUCAACAACGAGGUCAUCCCAGGCCUCAAGUCUUGUGUGGGACUCAAGAUUGGAGACACGGUGAGCUUUAGCGUUGAGGCCAAGGUACGCGGCUGCCCCCAGGAGAAGGAGCAGUCUUUCACCAUCAAGCCUGUGGGCUUUAAGGAUAGCCUCACCGUCCAGGUUACCUUUGACUGUGACUGUGCCUGCCAGGCCUCUGCCCAGCCCCUCAGCCCACGCUGCAACAAUGGCAAUGGGACCUUUGAGUGUGGAGUGUGCCGCUGUGACCAGGGCUGGCUGGGAUCCAUGUGUGAGUGCUCCGAGGAGGACUACCGGCCCUCUCAGCAGGAGGAGUGCAGCGCCAAGGAGGGCCAACCCGUCUGCAGCCAGCGGGGCGAGUGCCUCUGUGGCCAGUGUGUUUGCCACAGCAGUGACUUCGGCAAGAUUACGGGCAAGUUCUGCGAGUGUGAUGACUUCUCCUGUGUCCGCUACAAGGGGGAGAUGUGCUCUGGCCAUGGUCAGUGCAACUGCGGGGACUGCGUGUGUGACUCCGACUGGACUGGCUUCUACUGCAACUGCACAACCCGCACCGACACCUGCAUGUCCAGCAACGGGCUGCUGUGCAGUGGCCGUGGCAACUGCGAAUGUGGCAGCUGUGUCUGUGUCCAGCCAGGUUCCUAUGGGGAUACCUGUGAGAAGUGUCCCACUUGCCCAGAUGCCUGCUCAUUUAAGAAGGAGUGUGUGGAGUGUAAGAAGUUCAACCGGGGAACCCUCCAUGAAGAAAACACCUGCAGCCGGUACUGCCGCGAUGACAUUGAGCCUGUGACAGAACUGACCGAUACUGGCAAAAACGCCGUGAACUGUACCUACAAGAAUGAGAACGACUGUGUCGUCAGAUUCCAGUACUAUGAAGACACCAGUGGAAGAGCCAUCCUGUAUGUGGUCAAAGAGCCGGAGUGCCCCAAGGGUCCUGACAUCCUGGUGGUCCUGCUCUCAGUGAUGGGAGCCAUUCUGCUCAUCGGUCUUGCCACGCUGCUCAUCUGGAAGCUACUCAUCACCAUCCACGACCGGAAGGAAUUUGCUAAAUUCGAGGAAGAACGAUCCAGGGCAAAAUGGGACACAGCAAACAACCCCCUGUUUAAAGAGGCCACCUCCACCUUCACCAAUAUCACCUACCGGGGCACCUAACGAGAAGAGGUCAUCCUUAGACCAUUGUCAGACUGGGCCAGGGUUGUGGGAGUCUCUGCCGUCAUGUUUACAGGGGACAGUAUUUGUGGGUGGGAUUUGGGGCAUGGAUCGGGAG
Molecule: messenger RNA, 2502 nt
Organism: Chionomys nivalis (European snow vole)
Lineage: Eukaryota; Metazoa; Chordata; Mammalia; Rodentia; Cricetidae
Gene: Itgb3
Product: integrin subunit beta 3
Exons: 15
Coding region: 24-2387 (787 amino acids)
Biological process (GO): cell adhesion mediated by integrin; integrin-mediated signaling pathway; cell-matrix adhesion
Cellular component (GO): cell surface; focal adhesion; integrin complex
Molecular function (GO): fibronectin binding; integrin binding; fibrinogen binding
Source: RefSeq, a predicted model, not a curated record